UUGCGCCCGCCAUGUUUCUCCAGCGCUCCGCCUUCGCAGCCGCACGGCGAGCAGCCCCCCGCGCCCUGGCCCGCCGCACUUUCACCACCACCUUUGUCCGCCGCGAUGUGAACGAGAAGGCCACGUCGGACAAGGAGGCCGGCCACUCAUCAUCUGCCCCGAGUGUUGUCGAGGGUUUCAAGAAGCUUGACCAGAUCAAGACCGAGGAGGACCUUCUCCCACCUGGCGCGAAGCCCGGUACCGUGCCCACCGACCUCGAACAAGCUACCGGUCUGGAACGUCUCGAAAUCCUGGGAAAGAUGCAGGGCGUUGAUGUUUUCGACAUGAAGCCGCUGGAUGCUAGCCGCCUUGGCACCCUCGAGGACCCCAUCGUCGUCAACUCCGCCGGCAACGAGCAGUACCUCGGCUGCACGGGCUACCCCGCUGACUCGCACAAUGUCCUCUGGAUCACUCUCACCCGCGAGGAGCCCGUCGCCCGAUGCAUGGAAUGCGGCUCUGCAUACAAGAUGCACUACGUUGGUCCGCCCGAUGAUGCACAUGGCCAUGACCACGGUCACCACGAGAACCCAUAUCCCAGGCCGAAGAACAUGGCCGAUUUCAUCAAGCCCGAAUACCUGCACGCAUAAAGGUGGACAGCUAUGAUAGAAUCGGCGGUGUAUCUAUAUGGGCAUGCAGUCAACUGCAAAUGUGUAGCAUAGUCGAACGGAGGGAUUUCUUUUGCCUGUGCCACUUGCAUAUUAUUCGUCUACGUCGUGUAUUCGUGAACUCGUACUAACCGAGCCAACCCCCACUAUCUAGGGAUAUUGGAAGCUAUGCGCGCUAAAUCCUAUCCAAUGCCCACGUGUGAAA
This is a messenger RNA of Trematosphaeria pertusa, 849 nucleotides long. RefSeq names its product COX5B-domain-containing protein. Lineage: Eukaryota; Fungi; Ascomycota; Dothideomycetes; Pleosporales; Trematosphaeriaceae. The transcript has 6 exons. Gene Ontology annotation, cellular component: mitochondrial envelope. Gene Ontology annotation, biological process: mitochondrial electron transport, cytochrome c to oxygen. The record is from RefSeq and is a predicted model, not a curated record. Bases 12 to 626 code for a protein of 204 amino acids.